Macrobrachium nipponense is the source of this 7589-nucleotide messenger RNA. RefSeq names its product dedicator of cytokinesis protein 9-like. NCBI's taxonomy places the organism in Eukaryota, Metazoa, Arthropoda, Malacostraca, Decapoda, Palaemonidae. Gene Ontology annotation, molecular function: guanyl-nucleotide exchange factor activity. Gene Ontology annotation, biological process: small GTPase-mediated signal transduction; positive regulation of GTPase activity. The record is from RefSeq and is a predicted model, not a curated record.
UUUAGAGAAUUGACAUUGCAAACGUCUUCCGCAAACAGUGAUUAAACAUUUAGCUUUCGUGACUCGACUGAACGCACCCCAAGUAGUGAGAAUGUAAACAAAGAUGGAUAGUUAGUGCAUUAGCGAGAUGUAAUUGCUUUACCAGAUCCAGCCAUGGCAGAGCGGAAAUUCACACGUGCCCUGGGAAAGCCAGGCAUGGCUGCCCAGGUGCGCGAAAAUGUAUCCCAGGCAGUUAAAGCAACAGCUACUCAGGUAAAGCCUAGGCUUGCAGACCCUAUAGACUUUGAAGAAUUUGUUUCCAAGAACAAGGUGAUGUUAAACAACGACCCUUUACGGGAACUUCUAAUGUACCCUCCAGAUGACAUAUCGCAUUCUGUUGCACCUAGAGUCACUAGAACAUUGCAGUCCUUAGCAGCUGUACAUCUUAAGGAAGAUAUCACUGAUCCUCUUGUUCAACAGUGUUUGAGAACUUACUCUCAAGACCUCACAACCAUUACCCAUAAAUAUUUGCCCUACUCAGGAUCUUAUAUUCAUCUUCCAAGGCUUCCACGUGUUGAUGACCUUAAGGAACAAGUUUAUGAAGUAGAUACAGAUAUUGAGCAGGGAGAUUUGGCUUUGUUAACUAAUGGGGAAAACAUAUUAAAAAAAGGUUACUUACUAAAAGGGCCAGAAAGUGGAAAUGAAAAGAUAUUUGGAAACUUCUCAUCUAAGACCUUCAAAAGAAGAUUUGCAUGCCUAAGGCAAGAAGUAGAUGGUACUUACUUAUUAGAGUUCCAUAAAGAUGAACGGAAACAUGACCCCAAAGGAACCAUUGUCAUGGAUUUUUGUACAAUACUAAGGCAAAAUCCUCGCAGAGGUAAAUGCUGCUUUGAAUUACAAAUGUCUGAUGGUGGAAAAUCUGUCAUGUUAUCUGCCGAGAGUGAAGCUGAUUUAGAAGACUGGAUUGAUAAGCUUACACGGGUCUUGCAUGCUGAUAAACCACAUGAAGAGGGAAGAGGAGAUCGAGGUACUACUCCACCAUCUAGUAAUUACGGAACUCUUCGAGGCCUUGAACAUAGUUUAAAUCCCCAGCUGAUAAAGUACGCACAUGAAACUGACUUUUCAAUUGCUCAAGCAAGACGAGAGGAUCGCCAUCAGCUUUUUACCUGUUAUCCUUCAUUACCUAGGAGUGAAAGUGAAAAUGGAAGUGUAGAGCUAGCUGAUGAGAGUUUGAUUUGGCCAUAUGAAGAGAAGUUUGGAACACGUUUCAGGGUGAUUUUUGAGAGCUUAAAGUUCAGACUACAGGCUCCGUUGGAUUCUGGUGAUGGACCAUUAUCACAGCUUGAACCUUACUUGACUUGUGCUUCCCUAUAUGAUGUUGGAAAAGGUUGCAAAAUAUCAGAGGACUUCCACUUUGAUUUGAACAACCCUGUGGCAAGGAGCCUGUUGUCCAAAAAGAAGAAAGUUGAUGACCUCAAAGAUGUUUUUGGAGCUUCCCUUCCAUUAACCUUAGCAGGUGUCCCAGAAGAAUGGAUUGCUCAUCCAAAGCAGGCUGUGAUGAGUGUCACAAAACCUCAUAAUGAUAUCUUCCUCGUCAUUCACAUAGAAAAGGUCCUCCAAGGUUCAAUCGGCCAAAUAAUUGAACCUUACUUGAAAAACACAGAUGCUAAAACCAUUCAGAAACUUCAGAGGAUCAUCAAAACUUGUUGCUAUAGGCUUGGUGAAUUUCGCAUGCCCUUUGGUUGGUGUGCAAGACCUCUGUUCAAGAAUUCAGGUAAUCUUGACACGGAGUCUCAUUUUUCUCCGAUAUAUCGCUGUGAAGAAAAGAAACUGAGUGAAUCUGAAAUGAUUAAGUUAUUGGCUGACUUCCGGAAACCUGAAAAGAUGAACAAGUUGACAGUGAUACCAGGGAAUGUCAUUGUGAAAAUAUUACCAAUGGAAAUUACUUUACCAAAUUCAAUUACUCCAGCGCUUGAACCAGUGAAACCUUUCCCAAACCCUCCGACACAUGAACCCACAGUUGAAGUUCAAGAUUUUUCUGCUUGCCAUAUAGAUGACAUUCAGCCUUACAUCAGUUAUCGCAACCAUCUGUACAUUUAUCCUCAUUACCUCAACUACGAUAAUCAAAAAAGCUUUAGCCGUGCCAGAAAUUUGGUUUGUACCAUUGAAUUGAAGGAUUCUGAUAUAGAUGGGGCGCCGCCUCUUAAGGUCGUGUAUGGUCGACCUGGACAAGGAGCUCUGACAACUCACAUGAACACAGGUGUCUUGCAUCACAAUACAUUUCCAGAGUGGGGUGAUGAAGUCAAGAUUCUACUGCCAUAUAAUCUGACCAGUUCACAUCAUCUCUUAUUCACUUUCUCGCACAUUGCAAUUGAAGCAGCAAAGGCAGGGAAGAAAGACGUGCCUGUUGAGACUGUUGUUGGGUAUUCGUGGGUACCUCUGACUUUGAAGGGCAGAGUAGUGACAGAAGAAGUUCUGUUGCCUGUGGCAGCUAAUCUGCCCUCAAGGUAUCUCUCCAUUGAACCUCUUGGGCUUGGCAAAGGAUAUGCAGGACCAGAAGUCCGAUGGAUUGACAACCAAAAGAAUAUUUUUCAUGUUUCAAUGCGUUUAGUUUCUACGGUCUUGAGUAGUGAUCAACAUCUUCACAAUUUUUUCCAAUCGAGCGCAUCGCUCUUGCCAUUGAUGAAUUCAGGUGGAUCAUCCGUGGCUUCUUCACCAAGAUCAGUGCAACCCUUGGAUGUGGAAACCCAGAAAAAUCUUAAGGCCCUACUCGCUCUCAAAGUGGAAAAUAUCAUCACGUUUCUGCCAACGUUGCUCAAUCAGCUGUUCAGUGUUCUUCUUCAUGGAGGGCCAGAAACUGUGACAAAUGCUACCAGAGUGUUGGUUCAUAUAGUAGAUGAAGUUUAUGAGGCAGGGAGAGAUGAUAUACUUAACUCUUAUGUCAAGUAUGUGAUGAACAUUUCAUGCCAUGGCCGACGAACUGUUCAUGAAGAGUUAUGCAAAUCAUUAUCUGAGCUCUUAGACAUUUCGAAUUUGGACCAGCUAAUCACGGGCAAGAUUCUCCGUCACAGUCAGUUUUUCUUUGCCUUCAUUGCUCGAUCAAUGGCUUUACAUUUGCUGACAACUGCAAGGAUCAAGAUGGUGAGGAACGAAAGGUUCAGCGAAGAAUAUCAUGCAGAGGUGAGAACACUCGUCGAGCUAGUAUCAAGCCACAUAGUUCAACGUCACAAAGACUAUCCAGUUGAAGCUCGAGCAGCAAACAUAGCCUUGUCACAUUUCUUGAAGCGUUGUCUAAGCAUGAUGGACAGAGGAUACGUGUUUGGACUUAUCAAAUUAUACCUUGAACAUUACAGUCCCGGUGACCCCAUAGCUCUUCAUGUAUAUAAGUUCACACUUCUUCGUGUGGUGUGUUCCCACGAACACUACAUCCCCUUGAAUCUUCCUAUUUUCAACACGCCCCUCUGUGCUGAUCCCAAGAAAGCAAAACUUAGACAUGGCACAGACGAAUUUCUUCUUAGUGCUGACUUCAUAUCAAGGCACUUCCUGGCUGGUGCUCUCUUGAGUGAAGUGCGAUCAGCGCUUGGUGAAGUUGCCGAAGUUCAGCGGGUGGCUAUAUGUGUCCUGAGAGAUAUUCUUGCCAAGCAUGCAUUUGAUGACCGAUAUUUACAAUCUGGACAACAAGGAAGGAUUGCCUGCUUAUACUUUCCAGUUGCAUCAGUAUUAUUAGAAAAUAUAAAACGCCUGAGUUGGCCAAGUGUCCCGUCGUCCUCCACUUGUUCAGCUUUAAGAAGAGCAGAUCCUAGAGCCAGUACAAGAGCUAGGAUUGCAAGGUCAGGUGGAGGUAGUAUAGACAUGAGCACCUACAGUACGCCUUCCCGUAAAGGAUCUAGUCGUUUGGAUGUCUCCAGCCUCUCUGGUCGUGGAGAUCCUUCAUAUCUGUCCAUAAUUGCUGGUCCAGGAGGAUUGCUAACUCAUCAAAGUAACAUUGUGAAUGGAAAAUCCAAUUCUAGUUUAGAAUCAGAAGACCAUGGCUCCUCUGUGGCCAAUUCAGAUGUCCCCAUAGAAGAGGAGGAAAAUGCUGCAGAGGAUGGGAAAAGCCAUUCUAGAAAUCUGAGCGUUGCAUUCGCUGGUGAAUCAGGUCCUGUGAGGUAUGAUAAGUUGAGUCCCAGUGAAGUUCGAGAUCUUCUUUUGUGUUUCCUCCACACCCUGAAGCAUAUUCCAGAAGCACAUCUCGUCUCCUGGUGGGCUACAUUAAGUACUGAUGCUCUUGGGCACUUUUUCACUUUGCUCCAGCUUUGCUUGCACCAUUUCAAAUAUAAUGGGAAAAGACAGAUUGUAAGAGAACAGGGACCAAAGAGGGCAUCUACACUUCCUGCAAAGCUGCAAGCACCAUUUUCUCCUCAUAGAGUCUCGACUGCAACAGAUACAUAUAGUGUGAGCAGCCAUGAAGGAGAGGGAUGGCUGAAAGCUCUGCAGGAGGCCAAUUUAGCAUCUGAAGUUGGUUUGAUCGUACUGGAUGCUUUGGGGAAUUUCACAACUCAUUGCCGUGAUAUACUGACUUCAGAUGGGGCUGAAGGGAUCAUGCAGCAAGUUUUCUCUCUUCAUUUACUCUUCUUACAAUUGGGCCAGUCAGAAAACUUGAUGAAGCAUGUUUUUGCUUCUAUUAGGGCGUUCAUCAACAACUUUCCUCGAACAUUGUUCCAAGGCGAUGCUUCUCUCUGUGGGUCACUCUGCUUCGAGAUGCUGAAGUGUUGCAACAGCAAGCUGACCAACCUACGCCAUGAAGCAUGCGCUGUGCUCUACCUGCUCAUGAGAAGUAACUAUGAAUUCACUAGGCGGAGUGGUAUCAACAGAGUUCACUUGCAGGUCAUCAUUUCAGUAUCACAGCUUCUUGGUGAAGUUAUUGGUCUGAAUAAUUCACGUUUUCAAGAGUCCAUGGCACUUAUCAACAGCUAUGCAUCUAGUGAUAAAGCAAUGAACAAUACAGGGUUUGUAAGUGAAGUCCGAGAUUUAACAAAACGUAUUCGAACAGUGUUAGUAGCAACAGCCCAAAUGAGAGAACAUGAGUGUGAUCCUGACAUGCUGUGUGACCUUCAGCAUUCCCUUGCUGCAUCGUUAUGCCAGCAACCCCAGAGCUGCGAACCAACUUGGUUGCAAGCCAUGGCAAAGCACCAUGUCAAAAAUGGUGACCUUUCAGAGGCAGCAUUUUGUCAGCUGCACAUUGCAGCACUUAUGGCAGAAUAUUUGCACCCAGGAGAGUUUGCUGAUGGAUGUCAAGUCUUCUCCUCCAUUUCAGACAACAUACCUCGUGAUGAAUCCAACUUGAGACUGGAUGCAGAUUUAUAUUUAUAAACCAAAUAAUAAGCAUUUUGCAUUCUUAUUUCAGGAUUGAUUGAUACAGUGUUCACAAUGGAUGUUUUGAUUAAUCAGCUGGAGUUAGCUGCUGGAUUGGUAGAAAGAGCUGAGAGAUAUGAAAUACUUGGUAACUUAUAUCGAAUACUCAUUCCGAUUUAUGAAGAUCGAAGAAAUUACCCAGCUCUAGUGCAGUGUUAUUCCCAUCUAUAUCAGGCAUACUCUCGUGUUGUUGAAGUUAAUGCUUCUCAGAAGAGAUUACUUGGACGUUAUUACAGGGUUGCAUUUUUCGGUCCAAGUUAUUUUGAAGAUGAAGCAGGCAAAGAAUAUGUAUACAAAGAACCUAAGGUCACUUCUCUAGCAGAGAUAUCAGAGCGUCUAUACCAUCAGUACUGUGAUAAAUUUGGGAAAGAGGCUGUCAAGAUGAUUAUGGAUUCAAACUUUGUUGAUGCGGAUGAGCUGGAAUCUCGCUACGCUUACAUUCAAGUGACUCACGUUAACCCUUAUUUCCCAGAAGAAGAAAGGGCGAAUCGCAUAACAGAAUUUGAUAUGAAUAACAACAUUAAUACCUUCAUGUUUGAGACUCCGUUCACCCAGGAGGGAAAAGCUCAUGGGAAGUUGGAUGAACAGUGGAAGAGGAGGGUCAUUUUGAAGACUGAUUACUAUUUCCCUUAUGUGAAGAAGAGGAUCCAAAUUGUAGACACUGAAGUACUUGAAAUGUCGCCCAUUGAAGUCGCUAUUGAUGAAAUGGAAAGUCGAGUGAAGGAGCUUGUUGAAAUUGUGAAGAAAGAGCCUACAGAUAUCAAAAAGCUUCAGUUGAAGCUUCAGGGAAGUAUUAGUGUCCAGGUGAACGCAGGACCUUUAGCUUAUGCUUCAACAUUUUUGGAAGAAAACAGUGCUCCUGCAUAUCCUGUAAAUCAGGUUCUACGCCUUAAAGAUGUUUACAGAGAUUUUGUCUGUACAUGCAAAGAAGCCCUAGAUCUGAAUAGUACUCUGGUGAGCAGUGAUCAGUAUGAGUACCAGAUGGCUCUUGAGAGCAAUUUCUCUGAGCUUCUGCAGUCACUGUCAAGUAUCCUCAAUGAACCACUUCUGGCUGCACAAGUUGCUGUUGAUAGUGUCUUUAAAAGGUCUUCACAGCAUUAUCUUAGCAUGAUUAGUUCACCUGGAGGUGCCAGUAGUAAUGCUUAAAGGCUGUACGCAAUCUCACUUCAUCAAUGGACUGAAAGCUUUAAAAACAAAGAAGAUAUUUUAUUAGAAAAGGAUUUUAUAGGCAUUUUGAGUGAAAAAGCAUCUUCAAGGUAUGUGCCUUAGUUUUGUAUCGCGCAAGUAAGUUAUAUAAUUUAUUGUAAUACACUGUUCCUGCUCACUUUUAAAAUGACAAUAAUCUUUACUGUUCUAAGAUGUUUAUAGUUUAGUCAAGGUACAAAGACAGCUUUAUUUUAACAGAACUGCUACAGAGACAUUUCUAAUAUUUUUAUUUUACUGUUUGUAGUUUAUCUCUAAAUUUAUUGCAUUUUGUAUAAGGUUCAUGUAGUUAACUUGGCCUUUGUAAGUAGCCGUUAUUUGAUUUUGUAACUAGCUGGAAAUAUUGGCAGAUAUUUAUCCAGAAAUUUUAGGUAACUACGUAUAUGUUUAGUGUCCAUGAGCUGAAACAAAUGUAAGCAGCCCCAGCGUUGCAGUGCCAUUCAUCUGGGGUCUUUGAAAGGAAACAUUUGCAUUUGAUGAAAGAUAGCCAGUCAAUAUUUAUAAUCCCUUCAUCAAAGAAGUAAAGCUCUUGUAAUGGUCUUUAAUAAGACCAUGUUCCCUUUCUUCUACUUUUUAUGAGAAUUUUAAAUGGUGUUAGGAGACAAUUUUUUGUUGUCUAGACAGGACACUUGCAUGUAGAACUCUGUUUUGUGUGUUGAAUAUGUUUUUAGAAUUUUUACCUGUUAUAUUCUCAUACCUUUUUGAAAAUGUAUCUAAUAAUUUUAGUUAUCUUUGGCACUUUAAAUUGCUCUUUAUAAAUAUGAAAUUCUUUUUGUAGCACAAUUGAAUAAAUAUAGAUUGAAGCAUAUUAACAACAAACAAACAAAUCUUUCUUUAUAAACUUUGAGGUUUGUACUAAUCCUGUGUGUUUCUUUUUUAUUGUAUAUGCACAUAUAGGAAAUUAUUGCUAUAUAGGAAAUUAUUGCUUACAAUUCUCUCUCUCUCUCUCUCUCUCUCUCUCUCAUGUAGCUGAAUUUUACUUUUGUUGUGUAUUGUUUGUGAACGUAAGUGCU